UGAGACCUGGGCCUGCAGGCAGUGGGAAAGGAGUCUAAAAAGGCGAUAGUUAGCGGGUCGAAAACAUGGGUCGACUCGCUAGUUGCAGUGGGAAAGAGGUAUGAAUGUGGUGGUUUUUGAAGCUGCGACUCCCGCUUCAAUUUCCACUCUUUCUGGAUCUCUGCCAUAUUCUUGAAUCGUCUCUGUUUGAUAAUUCACUGAAGUCCACAGUCAUCUUUUUUUUUUUUUGGUCGAUCACAUUUUUAUUAAAGUUUAACACAAAGUCAGGAAAAGAAAAAGUUGCAUGCCAAGAUUUUAGGUAUUGAACACAGUCUCAAUUUCCACAGAAAACCCAAGACAAGGGAAAGUGUCACAAUGGGCUGUACAGCAAUGUAACAUAAUAGAAUAUUAGAAGAAAAAACAAUAAAUGCACAAAUAGACCAAAAAAGAAAUAGUUUGCAUGAAAUAAAUGAAAGGUGCAUAAAUAAGGUACAAAUACACACCCACAACCACACAUACACUGAUACACACCUACAGAACACUCAAAAAACACACAAACCAAACUGGGAAUUUUACAUCCAAGGACAUAGGAAUGAGAGAGCUAGUGACAGAAUAAAAAAAAAAAAAGAUCUUACAGCAUGUCUUUGAGAGAAUCAGCAUAUCACGCCAGGCAUUUGUAGUGCUCUCAUUCUCAUUAGUACCAUUAAUUCCACCUGUUGAAAGUUCUAUAUAUAUGACAUCCAGAAAAGAAAAGUCCAAUGUUUUAAUGUAAUGCUACGUUCACACCGAAUGUGAUUUUGCGUCAAAAAGCGCGUCAACGCGAGAAGCUGAACGCGUGUCAAUUCUGAGGUCCGACGCUGAUCAACGCGGGGCCAAAAGCUCCCCACCAGACGCGACGCGUCGCGUCUGGUGGGGAGGCGGGGCUUCCGGGCUUUUUCCCUGGCGGGGCUUCCGGGCUUUCCUUUCCUGUGUGCUUUAGCAUCAUGGAUCCUGUCAAGCGAGCGGCUUGGCUUUAUUUAAUUCAUACAGCCGAACCACGACGCCGUCGGCGGACAGUACGCCGUGCCUGGGUGCACGACAUUAUCCAGAGACGGUCGGAGUUUGGUGAGUUUCACCAUUUGCUCCAGGAGCUGCGCCAGGAUGAGUGUCGCUUUCAGCGGUACUUUCGGCUGACCUGUGCCCAGUUCGAUGACCUCCUGGCCCGCGUCGGCGCCCGCAUCACUUACCAGGACACCAACUACAGGCGCUCCAUUUCAGCAGACGAGCGUCUGUCCAUCUGUUUGCGGUUUCUUGCCACUGGGGAUUCCUACCGCACCAUUGCCAACAGCUUCAGGGUCGGCGUCUCCACAGUCUCCACUAUCAUCCCAGAUGUGGUGACAGCCAUUUGGGAUUGCCUAGCGGAGGAGUUUAUGGCCGUGCCUGGAGCAGCAGAGUGGAGGUCCAUCGCUGAGGAGUUUGAGGAGCGUUGGAACUUCCCACUGUGCUGUGGUGCUCUGGACGGGAAGCAUGUGAAGCUGAGGGCACCUCCCAACUCUGGCUCUCUCUUUUUUAACCACAAGGGGGACCACUCCAUCGUCCUCCUUGCUGUCGUGGAUGCCAGGUACCAGUUCCGCAUCAUAGAUGUUGGAGGUUAUGGUCAAAGCAGCGACGGGGGGAUCUUGGCCAACUCCACCUUUGGUCAAGCCCUUCGCGAAGGCACGCUGCCCCUGCCUCAGGAUCUGCACCUGCCAGGAGCUGACCACAGACACCUCCAGCCUCAUGUGUUUGUGGCAGACGAGGCAUUCCCCCUGCGCAGAAACCUGAUGCGGCCCUUUCCAGGACGUGGUGGUCUUACCCGAGAGCAGCGCGUCUUCAAUUACCGCCUGUCCCGAGCUCGGCUGGUGGUGGAGGAUGCAUUUGGGAUCUGGUCAGCACAGUGGAGGGCUUUUCGAGGGGCUCUUGAAAUCCUCCCUGAAGUUGCAGAGAAGUGUGUGAAGGCCACCUGCCUUCUCCACAACUUCAUGAGGCCUGCUGCACUUCACCAUGUACCAGCGCAGAGGGGAGCAGCAGCCCAGGAAGAGCCUCUUCAAUCCGUGGGACGGAUGGGAGCCAACAACGCCACCAGAGAUGCCACAUCUGCGAGGGAGGUGUUCAUGGCUCACUUCUGUGAAGAGGGAGCUGUACCAUGGCAGCCAGGAGAAUAGUUCUGUCCUCCACAGGACUGACACACAACGGCUCUUUUAAGAGCCACCCACUUAAAACUAAAGAGCCACAACCUUGAAAUAGAAAAGACAUGCAGCCGGACAACAAAGUCCAAAUCAAUGUUUCUACAUUUGUGCUGUGAAUCUGUCUUCUUUCUGUUUGCAGAUAAUUGCUUUGAGUGAGGACUUCACUGCUGCCUGCAGCUUCAACUUCAUCACAUUAUUCCAGUUACAAAUUAGAAGAUUGUCUUAACAGGUUAAUGUGAAAACAAUAAAACAUGAAUUCCACACUUUUGUGUCUGUUUUUGAUAUGACAUUUCAUAAAUCCCAUAAAUGUAGUAAUGUUUUACUUGGGACAAUAUCUAUAUUAGCUGUUUAAACCAUGUAUGUCAACUUGUUUUGUGCUUAUAAAUAAGACUCCAAAAUAAGUGGGGGAAAAGUUAUUUAUUACAAAAUAGAACAUAGAUUGAUUUCUGACAUAGAAACUAUAUACAACUAAAAUAAAUAACUAUUUACAAGUUCACAGGGACAGGAACAGAAAAGUCCAUGCUUGGAGAAGGUGCGGUGGAACAGCCUCAGGGGAGGGAGAGCAGAAGGUCUGCUUCCUCUUCUGCAAAGGAUGCCUCCUCUUGGUUAAUAAACCAGUUUACUCUGUAGGCUCCAAUCGUUCCAAAUUUAACAGAACUGUGCUGUUGUCAUAUAUUAAUUUAUGAAUUUGGAAUUUCACGUAGUCCUUGGACUGAGGAGGCACCUUUUGCAGAAGAGGAACGAGAGAAAGGAGGAACAUCUCGUCCUCGGAGAGAGGCCUGGGCGGUGCAGCAGGAGGCGCUUCUGGUAUGGCCCUCAGAGUGUCCAGCAUCUCCUUUUGCCACUCUGUGGGCCCGGAGUCGUGGCGCCUCUUUCUGCCUCUCUUCCUCGGACCUUCAAAGAAAAAGUCAAAUGCGAAUGCUGAGAGCGAAAACAUGUUUCACUGAAAAGUUUUUACACAAACAAAACUUGAGACAAUUAGUAAGAAUUAACUUUUGUACAAAAUAUUAAACUAACAUUAUCUGUACAAUCAAUCUUUAGUUUUAAAUAUUUUAAAUAUGGAGCCAAAUACAUCCAUGGAAGUUUUGGAGAAAUGUAUGUGAAUUACACACCCUACAUUACAAAAACUAAGUACAUCUUUAAAGUGACAACUUUCCACACCUGGUGGUGGAGCAGCAGAGGAAGGGCCAGCCUGCAUAGAUGUUUCUGCAGCAGAGGAGCCAGAUGUGGAAGCAGCAGCAGGGGUGGGGUCAGGCAGACCCAGGGAGGACUCUGGCUGCUGUGUGUCCUCCAGCUGGGUCAGCAGCUCACCUGGUUCGAAAGGGUAUGAUAAAAGAAAUAAAAAACAUGACCUCAUAAGUGCAAGCAUUUGUAUUGUUAUCAGAUUGUUUUUAAUGCUAUUAUAGCUGCUGCAACUACACUUAUGACAACUACAGCAAAUGAUAUUAAUAUGUAAUUACAUGAAAAUAACAGUAAAAUAAAUACUCUAUUAUUGACAGCAAUGACUCAAUCCUUGUUUUAUUUUGUCAGCCUUGUACAACAUAUUUUCAUAGCUUCAUUUGAGAGACCUCAAGCACCUGAAAGCCCUGCUGCUUCUUCUACUGGCUCCUCUGGGCGCCCUCCUUCCUGAUCCUCCUGGGCCCUCCGUGGGCUCAUAUUCCCACUAGUUUGGCGUGGCGCCACGGAGGGCUCCAGAAAGGACAGGAGGGCGAGGUACCGCCACUUGGCACCUGUCGCUGCUGCUCCACCACUCCUGUACCUCCUUUCUCUCUCCUUCCGGCUCUCCCUGAUGUAGGUGUCCCUGAGGCUCUUCCACCGCACUCGGCAAACCUCCUCUGAAUGAACAUACGACUAGUCAGCAAACAUGGAUGUAGCAAUGGUGCUAACUCGAUCUUUUGGCUAGGUAAAAAAAAGCGGGUGAUCUAAACUAAAUAGAAUUUGGGUUUUUCAUGUUACUUACCAGGGACGCCCACCUCCUCACUGACCCUUCUCCAAGCAAUUGCUUUUCUGUUCCUGUCCCUGUAAAAAGAAGAAGUUUUGUCCCAGAGCUCUGGGCGAGCGUAAACGGCCAUUAUUACACGCUCCUCCAUGGUCGAAGUGCUUCUCUUCGGACCGGUUCCCGCUCCCUGGCCGACGUCACCAUGGGCACGCUCUAUGAUUGGUUUGCCGCAAAAUCGCGACGCGCCAAAGUUCAGAUUUCCCAACUUCAGCGUCGGACGCAAAAUCGCGACGCGUAGCGCCAACGCCCCGACGCGUUGCGUCUCAUCGCAGCUGGAACGCGCGUUCCCAUUUGUUUUCACUUGUCUUUGACGCAAAAUCGCAGACAGCACUUGGCGGUGUGAACGUAGCUUAAGGGGGUGAGGUGGCUUCUAAUGAGUAGCUGAUGACUUCAAAGGUAUAUCUUAGCUCUGUCAUGUAGUCGAUGUUGAACACAUACAGAAGUCCAAACAGAAUAGUAGUGUCAGUCGUCCUUGAUGCCAUGCAGUAUGAUCUGAUUGUCCAGCACCACAGCAAGGUCAACCAGAUCCUCCCUUUCUUGUAUUCUGAGGAUUCCCACAUUCAAUCCCCUUAUCAUGUCGUCCUGUGGGCUUCUCAAAGAUAAAAAGAAAAACGAAAAAGCACUGUCAUGAUUUUUACUUGUCUGAUGUCACUGACAGUCUGGUUCCUCAACGUUGCAUAAAAGACAUUUAACUUCAAAGUCCACUGGUUUGCUCCUGCUAAAUCCAUGUUGUCUCACAUGGGUUUGGAGAGACUUUUAUGACUUGAAAAAGCACACACAAUCACUGCAAAUGCAAGGGAAAGCUGAACUUCUUUCAUAAUGUUUGUGGCUGGUUCUGUAGCGUUCAAGUGGUCUUCUGCGAUUUCCUGUGACAGAAGUGCAAAACUUACAUGUCCAUCUCGUUCAUGAAGCAGCCAGGUAUAGCAAAUGCAACGAUGGCCUACAACAGGGGUCGGCAAUUAGCGGCCCGCGGGCCAAAUGUGGCCCGCUGAACCGUCCAAUCUGGCCCGUGAGAGGAUCCCAACACGCGCGUGCACAAACGCAUUAACGCACUCAUUACCCCGGGCCCUCGAGCGGACGCACGCACCCCUGUGAGAGUGCGAUAUCUGUCAUUGUGUUGCAAUAGACAAUCUUCGAGGGAUGUGUUGUUUUGUUGUGGUUGCCG
Salarias fasciatus (jewelled blenny) is the source of this 5350-nucleotide messenger RNA. RefSeq names its product putative nuclease HARBI1. The record is from RefSeq and is a predicted model, not a curated record. The transcript is spliced from 2 exons. NCBI's taxonomy places the organism in Eukaryota, Metazoa, Chordata, Actinopteri, Blenniiformes, Blenniidae. The coding region runs from base 963 to 2162 and encodes 399 amino acids.